Messenger RNA from Thecamonas trahens ATCC 50062, 2515 nucleotides. RefSeq lists its product as uncharacterized. NCBI's taxonomy places the organism in Eukaryota, Apusomonadida, Apusomonadidae. Gene Ontology annotation, biological process: lipid metabolic process. The transcript is spliced from 2 exons. Bases 41 to 1402 code for a protein of 453 amino acids. The record is from RefSeq and is a predicted model, not a curated record.
ACUCCAGAUUGUGGUUGCAGUGCUACAGCAAGUGCAGGAUAUGGCAGCAUCCAACUCGAACUCUGUCUCGCUCUCGUCGUCGUCGUGCGAUGCGCCGGUUGUGCACAAGAAGGAGAACCGGUCGAACAUGCGGAUCAUUGCGUCGACGAUCAAGGAGCUCGCCGGCGACGUGGGCUCAUGGGGCAUCGGCGACCUCACACUCGGGCUGCACUACCUGAAGAAGGCGAAAAAGCGGGAGGCGGCAACGCGCGAGCUGGAUCUGUCGCGCAAGCACGAUCCGGAUGAGUGGCUGGAGGAGAUGCGCGAGUGGCUCGACAUCAUCGAGGGAACAUACAAGGGCUCGACCGAGGCCAUGUGCGAGCUGACCGGCAUUCCGGCCGAGGACGUUCUGAAGACCGACUGGAAGUCGACGACGCUCAAGCCGGGCUACUACGUGGCGCUGCUGCGGAAGAAGAAACAGGUGGUCUUUGCCAUCCGCGGGACAGCCAACAUGAAGGACGCGCUGACGGACCUGACUGCAGCGCAGAAUGAUUGGCCGCUGGCCGACGGCGAGCGGGUCCACCGUGGCAUGCACAUCUCGACCAUGUGGUUCAUGGAGAACGUGAAGCCGCUGUUGGAGGAGGCGCUGGAGGCGAACCCGGGCUACGAGCUCACGGUGGUUGGCCACUCGCUCGGCGGGGCGACUGCGGCGCUCUCGACGCUCCUGCUCCGCGAGGCCGGCCUCCCGGCCAAGGGCAUUGUCAUUGCGCCCGCAGCGUGCCUCUCGCUCGGCGCGGCGACGGCAGCGGCCGACCACGUCACCACCUUUGUGCUGGCUGACGACUGCGUGCCGCGGUUCUCGCUCUCGGCGGUGGAGGAGCUCCGGCUUGAGAUUUCCAACUACCCGUGGGGCGACGAAGCCAUGGACUCGAUCCGGCAGACCCGGCUUGUUCGUGCCUGCGCCGACAAUCCGGUGGGGCAGGCCAUCGGGUCGGGCAUGUCAUCGGCGUACCGCGGAGCGUCGCAGGGCGCCCGCGCCGUUAGCCGCGGCUUUUCCAAGAUGGGCUCCAAGAUGUCGUCAAUGUGGAAUAAGUCGACUGGCAACGACAGUUCGGACGACGGCAGUGACAACGGUGAGAAUGCCAAGCUCAAGGUCUCUGACCUCUCGGACGAGGAGAAGGAGAAGAUCGUCCCGCUCUACCCGCCGGGCAACGUGUUCAAGGUCGAGCGCGACCGCGACGGCUCGUACCAUCUUGUGGAGUCUGACAACGAGCUCUACGGCAAGCUCGAGCUUUCGGACUUUAUGUUCUCUGACCACUCGUCGACAAACUACAUCGACUCACUCGACCGCAUUCUGGGCCGUAAGCCAAUGAUCGACACCAAGUCGGACGCCGGCGGCGAUGACUCAUCGUCGGACGACUAAGCGUAGCAACUAGCUAACCAAGCUGUGUUGGGCGGAGUUAAACAAGUAGCCCAGCCACCACGCAGUAGACUCGUCAAAAAUCCUAGCUUUAAAUCAGCCAAGCACAGGUGUGGCCCGACCACUCUCUGUCCACGCCAGAGUUGAAAGACGCAUCGAAGCGAGACGGGCACACCGGGUCGGGAGCGACGAAAGGGUCGCCUCGGUGCCAGACUUAGAGCGACGGGGUGGUCGAGGCAGCAUGGCCCAUCCAGACGUCAGCCUCGAAGCCGCACUCGUUGUCGCCACGCUUGAUGAGGAAGAAGCCAUCCAUGCCCCACGAGUCACCCCACGAGUUGGCGACCUUCCAGUAGGGGACGCCGUUGAGCUCGCCAAAGCCGACGAUCUUGACAGCAUGGCCGCCGAGCUCGUUGCCGGUCUUGUGGACGUAGACGCCCGACUUGUACUGCAUAAAGUCAGCGUAGACGGUGAAGGCGGCCUGGGCAACGCCGUAGGUCAUCAGCUGCUCGGCAAUCUUGUCGGCGCGGCCAAAGAGCGAGGUAAUGUGCUUGGCACCAGUAGCGUGGUAGCGCUUGAUGGGCGAGCCAUCGGCGCACUGCGACGGGCACUGGCCGGUGGUGCCGUUGCCGGAGGUGUACGGGAGGCACUCCCAGGUGGCAACACCCGACCGCUCCAUGUAAGUCCAGGCAGCGCCGAGCAUGCCGCCGUUGCAGCCCAUGUUGGUGCGGUCGCACGAGACGAGGUCCUGGGCGGACAGCUCCAUCUGGACCUUGCCCUUGGAGAGGAAGCAGAGCUCAUCAGCGAGGACCUCGGUGGCCGAGAACGCCCAGCACGAGCCGCAGCGCUCCUGGUUCUCGAUGCCGUUCGGCGAAAGGAGAGUGCCGCACUCGGGGUGAGCCUUGGCAGCCUCGAACGAAGACGGGAGCGACGCAGCGACGCGGUCAGCCUCCUCCUGCAUAGUCUUGGCGGCAUCGGGGCCGACCAGGCCGAUCGGCUGCUCCUUGGUCACCUGGACGUUGAGGAGCGCCUUCAUCUGCUCGACGGACAUGCCCUCGAACGCCUUGUUCACACCAGCCGUCCAUGUCGACGACUCAUCAUUGUUCACCGCAGCGAUGA